AUGUACUCGGACUACACCAUGCCAGACUAUGGCCAUAUCGACAUGGACGCCAACUCACCAUGGCUAAACACAUAUCCAACUUCUCAUUCCGUAUCUAAGCGGACAGACUCGUUUGCAACAUCGCCCAACUUCCGCCCUUGCAUACCGAAAAAGUCGAUAUCACCAGAGAUGUGUGCAGUAACGCCGACGACGUCUGUCUCGCCAAACUUUGCGCCAUCAAUCCCAAUAUCACCGAACAUGGCGCCUAUGGCAACAUCGCCCAAUUUCGUUUCUACAAUGGGACCGCCGGUCAUGUUUCCCGAGUUUCCGUCAUUGGCGGGUGGAAACUCUACUGCAGACUUUCCGCCAUCAUUGACGUCACCACGAGGGUCAUGGGCGAAGAAGGUAAGUUCGACUGAGGAAUAA
This is a messenger RNA of Bipolaris victoriae FI3, 405 nucleotides long. RefSeq lists its product as hypothetical. The transcript has a single exon. The coding region runs from base 1 to 405 and encodes 134 amino acids. NCBI's taxonomy places the organism in Eukaryota, Fungi, Ascomycota, Dothideomycetes, Pleosporales, Pleosporaceae. The record is from RefSeq and is a predicted model, not a curated record.